Messenger RNA from Eublepharis macularius, 855 nucleotides. It is a transcript of the gene C12H14orf119, whose product is annotated as chromosome 12 C14orf119 homolog. Lineage: Eukaryota; Metazoa; Chordata; Lepidosauria; Squamata; Eublepharidae. The transcript is spliced from 2 exons. Bases 224 to 571 code for a protein of 115 amino acids. The record is from RefSeq and is a predicted model, not a curated record.
UUCCGAGGAGGGGAAAAGCGGCCCGCCAACCGUCUCGUGCGUGGCGCCUGAUUUCGAGCUCGGGAACUUUCGUCCCUUCUCGUCCUUUUCCGUCUUCCCCGCCCACAAGCUCCGCCUCCUGGUCUUGCGCCCGACGGAGAUGGAAGCGGCGGUCGGAGGAGGCGCGCGCUAAGCCAGCAGCGGACGCAGACUCCUGCCAUGUUUCUUCGCUGCUUCCCAUAGGAUGGCUGAGCCACUGCCCCUGUCGUAUGUGACUGCACAGGAGAUCCGCUGCCUCCUACACUGGCUGUCGGGCUGGGCCCCAGUGCAGCGUGAGCGCUUCCUCCAUGACCUGGUGGACAAGGCUGUGCCCUGGAAGGUGCUUCCCCUGCUGGAAGGGCUCGCGGGACUCAGCAUGGCGCCCGGGAAGCCCCCGUCUAUCUUUGAGUGCCAGAUGCGCCUGUGGGACCAGUGGUUCCGUGGCUGGUCAGAGGCUGAGCGGAACGAGUUCGUGAGGCAGCUGGAGGAAGUGGAGCCGGAUAUGGCCUCCCGUUUUUAUCAAGAGGUGGCCAAAACAGCCGGGCAGGCGUGACCGGGAUUCUCUCCUUCUCUGGUCCUCCAAAUAUUCUGUAGUGAACUCGCUCUCGUUGUGCUGGACCAAUUCUCCCCAACAAAUUAGGAAUCCAUGAAUGACCUGGGGUCAUCACAAACGAGAAUAAAGGGGCACACCAAAUAUAUAGCUGUCCUUUUAAAUGACAAGUUGUCCUUUCAGACAGUCUACCUCAUAAGUGUUGGCAUAAGUUUCUUUUCUCUCUUUUUGAAAACAGAAAUGUAAUGUUUCGGGUUGGUUUGCCCAGAAAUAAAAGCGACUGGAAA